CUCGCACUAGUUUAACCGCAGCGAUGCCACACAGUGGAUGAUCUCAGUUUCGACGCUUUUCCCGAGGAAUUUCAAUCGAGAGCGGAUAAUUAUUAGCCGAUAAAUUUCGUCGAAUUAAGUACGAGCCGCGAGUGUACAGAGGAAAACAGCAAAAAUCUGAGGAAGCCUGGCAUCGGAGCAGCCGGUGGAGGAGGAAACUGCCACUAAUACAGUAAGCUGUAAAGUCGGCCAUAUUGCGCGCGGCUGCGAGAGAGUAGAGCUCGCCGAAGAUUCCUGCAGCGCAGCAGCUUACGCCAUAUUUGCCGCAGUAGCAGUUCGGAGUUGGCUCUGCAAUAACCUGGAGGUAGAUCCCGUUGUGAGUGACCGAGUACCGCCGCACCGAGAGUUGGUAGCGAGACGAGAGCCGCGCGGCUUUUCUCUCUCUCUCUCCAGGAGACAAGCGCCGAUCAACAACAAUAACAAUCAGCGUCGAAUUACUUUUUCUACGUAAUACACGCUUGUAACAGCUCCGUUUUGAGGCGAACAAGCUAGGUAUGGACUCCAAAGGGGGAAUGAAGACGUACGUGCGUAGGAGAAAGGGCGACAGCCCGAGCAACGUUAUCAUACACCUGAACGAGCUCUGUCGGCUCUGUCUGGCCAAAGAGGAGGAGAUGGUGCCGAUCUACGACGAGGACGCGGUACCGCUACCGCUCAGGAUCAUGGCUUGCGUUAACCUCGAGGUAUACGAAGAAGAUGGACUUCCAAACAUGAUAUGCCACCCUUGCAAGUACCAGUUGGAAAAAUCCUACCAAUUUAAGAAGAAAUGCGAAGCAGCUGAUGCAAAAUUGAGAAAACACGUCAAACUUAUUCAACAACUCAGCGGCCAAGAGGAUGACGAUACCAGAAGCCAAGAUUCCCGUUCAGAAAGUGAACACACACAAUCUAGUGGAAAGUCUAGAAGAGUGAAACAGUUGUUGGCUGACUUGGUAUCAUCAAAACCAGAUGCAUCUAAUAGCCAAGAAGAGGGUGAUCCCAUUGAAGUAACGGAAGAAGAACUUGUAGGCGGUUACAUAUUGGGAAUGGGUGCUGAAAAUGCUGACUUAGAAGACAAUCUUUCGGAAGAUCCAGAGAAUAUAACUUUAGUACCAGCUGAAGAAAGGUCGGCGAAAGCCCGCUGCACAAUUAGAGGAACAAGAAUCAAACAAGAGCAGGAAUCGGAUGAAGAAGCUGAUGAAAUUCAGAGAACUAUUGUUAAUUCGGAUGGUCAGAAAAUGUAUGUGAUGGAAAUUCAAAGCCCACAACAGAGCCAGCCACAAAUGCAGCAAACUGUACAUCCACCUAUUGUUGAAAGUGGAGAAGAGCUCAAGGUAUUCCAGUGUGACAAAUGUCCUAAGGCCUUCACACGAAGAAUCAUGCUCAAGAGUCAUCAGUCGGUGCACAGUACUCAAAGAGGUUUCACUUGCCAAGCUUGUGAAAAAUGGUUCCCAACGCGAUCUGCUUUAGUAAGACACGAACGUACUCACACUGGAGAGAAGCCGUUUGGUUGCAAUAUUUGCCAUCGCGCCUUUGCUCAAAAAGAAAUUCUCCUUCGUCAUUUAAUGACUCACUCUGGUCAAAAGCCCUUCCAAUGUCAGCAUUGCGAAAAAAGUUUCACUCAGCGCGAAGCGCUCAAGGUUCACAUGCGCCGCCAUCAAAAACUUAAUCCAAAUGACAUUCAACUGCAUCAUUGUCAGUUGUGUCCAAAAGCUUUCUGCCACGCAUCAGGUCUUAGUAGGCAUUUAGUCACCCAUACUGGCAGAACCUACAAGUGUGUUGAAUGUGAUAAAUCGUUUACUGAUAAGAGUUCCCUUUUGAGACAUAGUCGUAUUCAUGCGCCCAAACCAAUGAUGACAAAUCAAAUUUAAUUUUAUUCAUGGUUUUUUUACAAAUAUUUAUCACACUGAACUGAUUAUCUUAUGUACAGUAGUUUAGGUCUAUGAACAAUCAGUUUUUCAAAUCAUGUACAUGCAUAAAUUUUCAAAAUCCAAACAAAAUGAUUGUUUCAAAGCAUACGUGUUUUGGUUAUUUAACAUUUGAAACGAUGUUACAUGGAAUCCAUAUGCUUUUAAGAUAUAUUUUUAUAACAUUGAUAAUUGUACCAUUAGAGCCAAUGUAUAAAUUAGUUUGAGCUUUUAUUUGCUUAGUACUAUAUAUAGAUCCUAUUGCUAUAACUUUCAGUAUGAGUGAUUAUAAUAUCCUAUGACGUAUUGUAAUGCGAUUCAUUUAAGAAGGAUUUUUUCGUUCUGAAUACAAGAUUGUGUGAAUUCAACUUCUUAAUACACGGAAAAACUUUUGGCACUCUGGGUAGUCCGAAACUCUUGGAGUCUAAGAGAUUCCACUUUUGGACCUCUGGGGCCCUCAUUCUGGCAUGCCAGGCCGAGACGGGCCGAGAUGCAGGCUUCCCCACCACCGUUUUCUUCGCGUGCGUAAACACGCUCGCGUGUUGGGGAAAUGGCUCACAUUCGGGAAUUGGGCGCCCCCAGGGUUACAAGUUGGAGUCUCUGUACAUCCGAGAAUCUCGGAUGUACAGAGCUUGCAAAAUAAUAUAGCGUAGAGUCGCAACCGCGACGUGAGGACUCCAAAUAAAUUAUGUGUAUAAUUUUUAGAGCUCCCAGGGUACCUAAAGUUUUUCCGUGUAGUUGUCAACAAAGUGAAUUAUUGCAAUGAUAUAACGCACAAAGCCCGCAUUGUACUUUGAGUCAUUAAUUUUCAAUUUUAACAAGAUUUUAUUUCAGUAGAUGUUUUUUGUACUCAUUUUAAUAUUAUAUAUUGAUAAUAUUAACUUUAAUUUUAAUUUUUUAAUUCAUUAUUAACAAUAUUGAUGUUUUUACUUAAUUAUAUUAGUACUAGACAGUGUAUCAAAAGUUUCAAGCCUUUGUUCUUUUGCUAACAAAAGAUAUCUACUUGUCUUAAAAAUUAGUGACUCAAGAGUAUGACACUGAUUAUUACUUAAUACUUGUAGGUCAUCUGUGGAAUUUAAAGUUAAAGUCAAAUAAAAGCUCAAAUCUAAUAGCUAAUUAUAAAUAUUUACAAAGAUUUUAUGAACUUUUUUGUGUGAAAAUCAAAUUCUUUUAUUGCAAUCAGUUACAAUCAAACUGAUAAAUAGCAGUGGCAUCUUUCAUAAUUUUGUAUAUUAGCGCUCUAUGUAACAUUAUAGAUACUAGAAAUUAGUGUUUUGCUUAGUGGUAUAGUUUUUAAGUAAAAACAAAGCUUUGUCAAAUAGAGCUUAUUGAUUAAUUUGAUAGAAAAUAUGUGUUGGCUAGUAAAAUUUGCUUUGCUAACAGUUAUUUUCAAUAAAAGAAAUAAUGAUUUUCAUUAAAGGCCGAGUAACGAUAAAAAUUCGUUAUUAUAUUCGAUGGAAAUGUAUUUCAGACGCUAAAUGAUUAAUGAUAUUAUUUCAUCUUAUAUUCUUACAUGUAGUUAUAUCCAUUUUGUAUAUGUAUAUAUAUAAUUAUAAAUAUAUGAACUUUACAUCAAACUGGAAAAUACUAUAUGUAGAAUUUGAUAUAAUAAUAAUAAUAAUAAUAAUAAGUCGACAUCUUUUGAAGGUCUGAGCUAUUGGAACUUUUUUCAAAACAAGCUGGAAAUAUAAUAUAGAAAUAUUUAUGAAAGUUUUGUGUACGAAUAAAAACUAUUCUAAGUAAAUAAA
Molecule: messenger RNA, 3667 nt
Organism: Nasonia vitripennis (jewel wasp)
Lineage: Eukaryota; Metazoa; Arthropoda; Insecta; Hymenoptera; Pteromalidae
Product: zinc finger protein with KRAB and SCAN domains 8
Exons: 3
Coding region: 534-1883 (449 amino acids)
Biological process (GO): regulation of transcription by RNA polymerase II
Cellular component (GO): nucleus
Molecular function (GO): RNA polymerase II cis-regulatory region sequence-specific DNA binding; DNA-binding transcription factor activity; zinc ion binding
Source: RefSeq, a predicted model, not a curated record